Molecule: messenger RNA, 1920 nt
Organism: Saccostrea cuccullata (small rock oyster)
Lineage: Eukaryota; Metazoa; Mollusca; Bivalvia; Ostreida; Ostreidae
Exons: 3
Coding region: 259-1920 (553 amino acids)
Biological process (GO): G protein-coupled receptor signaling pathway; cellular response to hormone stimulus
Cellular component (GO): plasma membrane
Molecular function (GO): G protein-coupled receptor activity; peptide binding
Source: RefSeq, a predicted model, not a curated record
AAAUGUAAAAUGGAGGUAGCAGCUUAGUAUACCAGGAUGAGUUUCGUUUACGUCCUUGUCGGUAAACACCAGGAAAUAAUUACAGAUAUCAUGGCAGAAUAUGCACAGACGUCUACUUCGAUAUUUUAAAGAUGGAUCCCAUUCUCAACUUGGUAGCUAUUUGGAUGUAUGUAAUAAUUUUUAUAAAGAGGCAGAGCUAACAUAUACCAGUAGUUCUCUGACACCCGCGUCAGGAAGUGGAGCUAGAAUGAAAUCACAAUGAACCCAACAUGGCUAAUUUUUUCUUGGAGUAUAAGUGCCAUGGUCAUCACGAUAGCUGACACCAUUGAAGAUGGAAGUACCACUGUCUCCAAUGUGUCUGCAGAGUACUUAUUAUGGAUAUCUAAUGAAAGACAAUAUGAGAUUAAUCGCCCUUCUAUGAUCAUCCAUAUAAUUACAAUCAUUUGGGGUUUAAUCGGAAAUUCGCUUGUGAUAUAUGUGUUUGGAAUCAGAUUUAAGAAGUCAACAGAUAACGUAUUUGUAACUUGUCUGGCAGUUUUUGACACAAUCAUGUGUUUUCUUUUAAUAUUGGAAACUUUAGAUUUGAGAUUUCCGAUGUACAGCGGCGACUAUCCAGCUCUUUGCAAAAUGGUUCGCUUUAUAGAAGGUUUUAUCAAAUCGUUUUCUAUCAUCUUACUUAUAUGUGUAGCAUUAAACCGUUAUUACAAAAUAUGCAAACCUCACAAGCAUAUUUCAGUUGAAAAAGUAAAGAAAAUUUUAAUUGCAAGUUUUGUAGCUGCCAUGAUUUUUAGUUGGCCCGCCUUAUUAUUUCAUGGUUCGGAAACGAUGGUGACACACUAUCCUAGAAUAACUGGAAAUGAUUGUGCUGCUGAUGAUAAAUUUAAAGGUUCGCUUUAUUCUGCAAUGUAUUUCAUUUUCAUUUUAGUUAUAAUAUCUUGUUGCAUUGUUGUAUUGCUAGCUUUAUAUUGUUUUGUUAUCUGGACAUUUUUGAAAAGGAAGUUCACAGCUAUUGAAGAGAAUCAAGAUUCGGCUAUAUGGUAUUCUAAUACUUCGUAUCAUUUUCAAAGAUCUUCAAACAUAAGUUUAAUUCGAAAAAUACAGUCAGGAACAGAUACUGAACAGAGACUACAGUCCAAUUUUACGGACAUGGCUGAAAAUUUUGGAAAAGAAAAUAAUUCUAACGAACAGAAACCUGAUCGUAGGACAGUCGAAAAUAAACACCAGUCCAGAUUCGUGGUUCUGGGGGAACAAAAUAAAUCUACAAAUGGAAGCCAAAAUGUUUUAACCCCAGAGAGUCAAAAUAAGACAGAACUACAAAAUACACCUAUUCCGUUAAGGGGUAUUCUGAAAAAUAAGUUAGAAGACAACAACAAAAUGCUAAAUAAAUCUGCUAUAGCGUAUCUUAGUGGUCAAUAUGAAGCAGAGGAAGAGUUCCAGGUUAGUGAUAGACCCAAGAAGACCGUGUCCUUCAUGUUCUCAAUUGCUGACUGUGAUGAACAUCCCAAAGUCACACCUUCUGAACCCGAGGAUAAUUCAAACGAAGUGUCCCAAAGGCAUCUAGCAUUAAAUGUGGACGAAGAAGAAAUAGUGGAUACAGUUUUACUAAAAACUAAAAACAUAAAUACUUUGGUGAAUAAACAAAAUAGUGGUGCAAAGGAAAACGAUGGAUCUAUAACUAUAACGUUCUGCUUGAUAACAGUAAUCUAUGUGUUAUGUUAUAUUCCAACCCUAGUAGUAGAGAGUAUGAAUGCAGUGCAGCCAUUCAACCUGAAAGAGAUGUCAACCACAGCCCAGCAAUUCAUGGUGCUAGCCUAUUCAGCCUACUUCAUGAAUCUUUUAUUCAAACCCCUUAUAUACAGUGUUUUUAAUAAGCAGUUUCGAGAUGAGAUUAUCUUAAUUUGGACAGACAAAUUCAAAUAA